UGGGGCGGGAUUUCCGGCCUCUUUCUGAUGGCGGUUGUGUCGCGGCUCGUACAGCCGGUUGUGGGAUACGAAAUUCUGGAUCCCUGGGUCCCGCCGAGUAACAGAAAAUAGGAAGAGCCCGAGGGGGCACCGUCCACACUGCACAGGAGUGAGCGGGUUGCGGACCCUAGUUCCGGGAUUUUCACCUGAAGUGUCCGCCAUUAUCCCGCGUGUCUCCUGGCCCCACGGACCCCAGAGGGUCCUAUGGCAACCGGCGCGCUGACGGACCCGGCCCAGGUUCUCAUAGUAGCAGCAACAUCUGUGGUCCCUGGACAGGGCCCUGUGACCUUUGAGGAUGUGGCUGUGUACUUCUCCCAGGAGGAGUGGGGGCUCCUUAGUGAUGCUCAGAGGCUGCUGUACCACGACGUGAUGCUGGACACCUUGUCCCUUCUAGCCUCCCUGGGUUUCUGGCCUGAGGCAGAUGCUGAAGAGGACAUUUCCGAACAGUGUUUAUCUGUAGAAGAAGUAGCACAAGCCAGGAGUCCAAAGCCAGACCCAUCCAUCCUGAAGACUCUUACUUCCGAUACGUGUGUCCUGGUAGAGAAGGAUGUUUCAUACCUGGCCGAGCACCAAGGAGUCCCUCCUGGUCUGGAACCAUCCUCUCCUGGGGCCUAUGGGGAGAUGUUCAGUUCUUACCUAGAGCAGCACCAGAAGCAGCCCAGUGGAGAGAAACACCUCACAGGGGAGGAGAGCAGGGCAUUGCUCAUGACCGGCUGCACAGCGCGUGUAUCUGACAGCAUGUUCACAUGCAGAGAGGUCAAGAAGGAUUUCCUAGACACCCUGGACUUUGUCCAGCACCAGCCCUGCCGCAGUGGAGAGCACCCACGUCGAAGCAGGAAGAGCAGGGAGGUCUCCCACCCUGGGGCAGGGCGCUACAAGUGCAGCGACUGUGGCAGAGCCUUCAAUAAAAAGUAUAAACUCACGGAGCACCUGAGAAUUCACACUGGAGAAAAACCUUAUGAGUGCAGUGACUGCGGGAAGUUCUUCAGAAUCAAGGGGGGUCUUAAUCAUCAUCGGAGAGUUCACACAGGGGACAAGCCUUUUGAGUGCAGUAAUUGUGGGAAAGUCUUCCUCUACAAAGGUAAACUUGUUGUGCACCAAAGAGUCCACACUGGAGAAAGACCCUUUGAGUGUAAGGAAUGUGGGAGAGCCUAUGCCCGCAAGGAUUCACUGGUUGACCACCAAAAAAUCCACACUGGCGAAUAUCCUUAUAAGUGCAGUGAAUGCGGGAAGCUCUUCCCGUACAAAAAUAACCUUCUUGUGCACCAGAGGAUCCACACUGGAGAAAAGCCUUAUGGGUGUAGCAAAUGUGGAAAGUCCUACGUCUUAAAAAAAAGGCUUCUUUGUCACCAGAGAAUCCACACUGGAGAAAGGCCUUACAUUUGCAGUGAGUGUGGGAAAGCCUUUGUGUACAAAGGGAGUCUUGUUGCCCAUAAGAGAAUUCACACUGGAGAAAGGGCUUACGGAUGUAACAAAUGUGAGAAGUUCUUUGUAACUAGCUCUGCUCGCAAUAGACACCAGAAUAUUCACGUUGCUAAAAGGCCUUAUGAGUGCAACAAAUGUGGGGAAGCUUUUAAGAAGAAAAUCAGAUUUGUUGAGCAUCAGAGAAUCCACACUGGAGAAGAGCCUUUUAGAUGCAGUGAGUGUGGGAAGACCUUCUGCUACAAAGCAAGCCUUGUUGUGCACCAGAGAACCCACACUGGAGAACGGCCUUACGUGUGCAGUAAAUGUGGGGCAGCCUUUCUCUACAGAAGGAGUCUUACUGUCCAUGAGGGUAACCAUACUUUUGAAAAUCCUUGAGUGCAGUUCUCUGUAGACAGCUCCAAGCUCGUGAAAAGCAAGAAAGUUCAGCACACUGGGGAGAUGCCUUCUGGACUUGAGCCUUCCUGCACUUGAGUUAAUAUCUAGCAGCACAGUCCCUGGGUCGUAGUGUAGGUGCCUGUUCCUCUUCUGUGGGGCCCGUCACACAUUCCUGAAGUGGCAGUGUCCUUGUACAGUCUCACCAGAACAGCCAGAGCCCGCGUUUCCGUGCUUGACGUUCUCACCAGCACUUGGUGUGGUCAGACUUCCUACUUUCAGUGACAUCGUAGGUGUACAGCCAUACCUAGUGAGUUUAACUUCCAUUUCCUUAAUGACAUGAUGUUCGUUUUUCCUGUCAUAAUUUUCAUUCAUAUUUCUUUUUUGAAAUUUUGCUUUAUAUGAUUUGUCAUCUUAAUUACUGCAUUUUAAAUGUUCUCUAUGGAUUCUUUUUUUUUUCAGGGGGAGGUAAUUAGAUUUUAUUUUUCAGUGGAGGCACUGGGGAUUAAACCCAGGAUCUUGUGCAUGCUGAGCAUGUGCUCUACCACUGAGCUGUGCUCUCCCCUUGGAUUCUUGAUUUAGGCUCUUUUAUGGAAAUAUUUGCCAGUAUAUUCUUCCAGAAUUGGUCUUGUCUUUUCAAUUGCUUUUCCAGAAAAAACGGUUUAAAAUUUACUGUAAUCUAUUUUUUUCCUUUAUUGUUUUACUGAUUUUAAAAAAGAAAUGUUUCCCAAAUAUAAAGACAGAAUUUUCUUGACAUUUCCUUCUGUAAUUUAUAGUUUAGGUUUUGUAGUGAUAUUAAUAAUCCAUUUUCAGUUGAUUUUGGAUUUUUUUUUAAUAUGGAUGCCGAAUUGCUGCAGUGAUACUGAUUUCAAAGACUAUAUUUUCUUCUUUGAAUUGCUUUAUUAUCUUCACUGACGGUGUAUCAUUUAUGUCUGUGUCUAUUCCUGGACUAUUCUGUUGCAUUUAUCUACUUUACGCCAGUACUUUCAUGUGUUGAAUAUUUGUUCAUAAUAUGUCUUGAAAUCAGGUUUGUAAUCUCUGAUUCGCUUUUUCAAAGUUCUAAAGGCUAUUCUUGGUUCUUUGCCUUUCCAUGUGAAGUUUAGGAUCCACUUUUCAAUGUGUACAUCACAGAAAAUCCUGCUAGGAGUUCGAUACGGAUUGCACUUACUCUUGAGUUUAGAGAGAAGCACUAGGUGUUCCAGUCCAUAAGCACGAUGUAUCUCUUUUUAUUUAGAGCUUACUUAAUUUUUGUUAGAAAUAUGCUUUAGUUUUCUGUUUGUUGGUCUUGUGUAAUUUAAGCGUCUCUAGGUAUUCUCUAUAUGUGAUGAUACUGUGAAAGGGAAUUUUAAAAAAUUUUUAAUUUGUGAGUUGUUCAGUGCUAGGACCCUGAGCUAUCAAAGUUAGGAUAGACGUGAUCCUUCUUAAUCUUAUAAGUGACAUCUACAGAGAGCUGUUAGAAGUGCUGUACCUUUGAACCAUUAUUAAAAUACUUGCAUUAGGAUAAAAUAAAAGGAGGGCAGCUGCCCAUUGCUCUCUUACUCACUGCUGUCCCGGAGCUCCAGUUUCAUUCAGUGACGCAAAAUGACGAAUAUGCCGCAGUGGGAAAGGAAGAAAUAAAUCACCAAACUUACAUCCUCAUUUGUCAUCUUCACAGAGUCCAAAUGUGGACACUCAAUUUAGUGCCUGAAUCCAUCAUAAACUCCUAAUUUUUUCAUCACCCAUAUGCUGCCCUUCUUGCUUCCUUAGGACCCUUCCCCUUCUGUUACACUAUGCACUCAGCAUCAUAGAUGAGCUGCUCAUUGUAUUGUUCCAGCAAAUACAGAGUAAGUUCCAGGAGGGAAAUGUGUGUUUAUAUGUUGUGCACUGAUAGAUUCCAUAGUCCCAGAAAAAUGUGUAAAACACACACGAUACAUAUUGAUGUCUUAAAAUAUGGGAUAAGUGGCAACGCAGAUUUAACAUUCAUUUGCACGACUGGAUACGCUUCCUAACUCUUCUCACGCUGUCUUUUCCUUUAUUUUCACCACCCUCAAUGGUCUUGAGUUACAAGAAGAAAUCAUAUUUUGCAAAAUGCCUUUAUUUCAACUAAAACUCCCCAGUAGUCAUUUUAUUGGCUUCCUUCUCUCUCUUAUUAGAUGUCAGGUUUUUUUUUUUUUUUCUCACAUUAUAUUGGGAUUUUGAUUGUUUAUUUCAAAAACCAGCUUUCCUUCAUCAAUGUGUGGCGCUCCUGAUGGGUAUCUGUCUUAAGCACUUUUACUCGCUGUUGGGACUCACAUAGUGCCAUGUGCUUUCACAGUUUAUCUGUACUCCCUGAGCAGACACUGUCAGUGCGCUUACAUGUGAAGCGGUAAUCACUUCCCUACAAGCAGAUGACAUAGUGGAGUUCUAAUUCUUUAUCACAGGCUUAUAUGUCACCCCUGUUGCUCACUUUCAGAGAUGCUGCCAUGGCAGCCCUUGUUCUGGGAGCAAAUACACAUUUGUUCAGUAUCUCUUCAGCGAUCUGAUUGUUUGGAACUUUUAUCUCAGGAAACCCAAGGUUAACUAUUCUUAAAAACUAAAUUUGGCUUCCUGAGGUUAGAACAAUAGAAAUAAAACCUUAAGUAGAUUAGCCAUAUAGACACAUAGAUAGAGAUAUAGACAGAUGAGAAGAAACCCAUAAAAACAAAAGGCAUUUGCUGAGGAAGCCAGACACACGUUGCCCAUCAGCAGUCUGUUUCAGAAGUACCUGACAUCUCCCCUCCUCAGUUUGUAUUGAUUUGAAAUUUGUCUCACUGGUCUCUCAGUAAAGUCACUGACCAAAACAGGGUUCACUCUAUAGGCUUCACGUUAACGUAAGUUGUGAGUAAUCAGAUGAAGAAGAUGAGUUCCCAGUGUGAGUGGGUACAUAGUGUCCGUGUGAUACCCGUUGAUCAGGGACAUGUGUCAUGCAGCCUUUAACAAUGUGUCACACACUGUGUAGGGAGGUGUCUAUGUGUCUAUCCUUGGUAGAAUGCUGUUAAUUGCAUUUCAGUUUCCUGGAUGUUCUCUUUAUCACACUAAUUAGGUGAGAAAGGCACAGCUCAGUGGUAGAGUGCCUAGCAUUCACAAGGUCCUGGGUUCAAUCCCCAGUGCCUCCACUCUAAAUAAAUUAGCCUAAUUAUUCCUCCCCUCAAAAAAACAUUUGACACUCCUUACCCUCCCAGGAGUGGCUUGGCUUCCAUUGCUUCUCUGUAAAAAUAGAUCCUUUCUUCUAGAAUCUGUCUGUAUUGUCUACCUAUCUAUUAUCUGUCUGUAUCAUCUUUGCCUUAGUGUGAUUUCAUCUCAACUACAUGUCCCAUUUAUAAUUUUUUUAAACAAAAUUUGGACCAGACACCCUACCCUCUUAGAACAAUGGAUCCACCCACACUCAGUGAGAACAGUGCAUUUAAUUUAGAUCCUUCCUGUGUCUCCAUGGGAGCUUUGGGAAGUUACCAGUCAUUGUUGGUGAGUCACUGCAGGUUGUCAGGAGUCAAGUGAUCCACAGAUCACGCCAGUACUUUCAUGUGUUGAAUAUUUGUUUAUAAUAUGUCUUGAAAUCAGGUUUGUAAUCUCUGAUUCGCUUUUUGGUUCUGGUUGUCAGGGUUCUUGGGUUUAUGCAAACUUCCAAAUUCCAGGACCAGUUAGCUUUCACAGGGGAUUUCUACCAAACAUAUAAAGAGGAGCUAAUACAAAUCAUUCUCAAACUAUUCCAAGAAGUUGAAUAGGAAUGAACACUUCCAAAUUCAUUCUACAAGGCUACCAUUGCCCUGAUAACAAAACCAGGCAACGACACUACAAAAAAAAGAAAACUACAGGCAAGUGGGGGAGGGGGGAGAAACUUCGGUUCUGGGGGUUGUAUGAGGUCAAAAUCUUUCAGCACAUGGUUUGGCUGCAGGACUUGUGGUUCCAUGCUGUUGUCUCUGAAAAACAACUCAGAAUCUUGUUAGAAACAGGAUAGGGCCAAGUUUUGGUCUGAUUCUGCAGUUACACAUUCAAGAGAGUUUUCCAGGCCUUUGCUCAUCUUAUGGAGAAGAAACCAAAUAUCCCUGAUAUAUUUCACAUGAUGAAUAUUUUAUGUUUUGACCAAAUGUGUUCUGCCUAAGGUUGGGGUUUGCAGAAGCAGAACCAGACACAGAGUUCAACAACAUGCGAUUUAUUUGGGGGAAAUUAUCAGGGGAAAUUGAACAACAGAACAAAGCAAGGAAAAGAGCUAAGCAAGAGUAUGGCUUCAUCUGGAAUCUACCUCAUUUUGAUCCCAUGUGGAGCUCUGGAGUGUAAAUGGUACCACACAUUGGUCCCAACCUGAGAUAAAGGAGCAUCCUUUUGUAACUCAGGUCAGGCAGUCCUUAAAUAUUCUCCAGAUAAGCUGCAUGCUGUGCUUACUUUCUUUCUAAAUCAUUGGACUUACUUGUAACUUCAGGGUCCAUAUAUGAGACAUUUUACUUUGUGUUAUUUGUGAACAUUAAUUUCUUCUGUUGAGGAGUCUGGAUUGCAUAGCUAUGGGCAUUCUAAAUAAUCCAUCAAAGAAUAAAAAUUCUGACUUGUUUUACCAAAAGAAAAAAAAAAUCAGAGUCCCACAUUGAAAUGCCUACAAUCUGCCUCAUUUGGAUGUUUGAUACAUUCUUAAAAAAAUAUGUUCAAAAGUGAGAUUAUAAUAUUUCCUCCCAACUUCCUCCACCCAUACCACCACCACCCACCUUCCCAUCACAAUUAAUGACAAACCCCUUAUUCCAGCUUGGACAAAAACCUUGACUCACCCUUGAUUAUUGUAGUAUGACACAAAGGGGCUGACUGGGGGGUGGAGAAGCCAUGUUCUGAUCUGAGGACAUCGAGCUGUCUAACCACAAUCAUGUGCAGAUCCUCAGUAACAAAGAUACUAUAUAAUGAGAACAUGGGGCAUCUUCCCAGAAUGAAAUUUUACUGAAUAAAGGUUAAUGCAUUAAAUGAAGUAAUUGUGAAUAAUGUUGUUAGAAGAAUGAAACUGGUGGAGAGUCAUUU
Molecule: messenger RNA, 6828 nt
Organism: Camelus dromedarius (Arabian camel)
Lineage: Eukaryota; Metazoa; Chordata; Mammalia; Artiodactyla; Camelidae
Product: zinc finger protein 773
Exons: 4
Coding region: 244-1839 (531 amino acids)
Biological process (GO): regulation of transcription by RNA polymerase II
Cellular component (GO): nucleus
Molecular function (GO): RNA polymerase II cis-regulatory region sequence-specific DNA binding; DNA-binding transcription factor activity, RNA polymerase II-specific
Source: RefSeq, a predicted model, not a curated record